CUGAAGGAGGAUUUGAUUGAAAAACCGACGGUGCAGCUGGCCGGGGCUCCCCCAAGGUUGAGGGGACUGGGAGUGGGCUGCAGGGAGGGCGGGACGGGCUGAGACUGGACGGGACCCCGGAUCUGGAGCAGCGGGUAAUAGAGCAGCGAGGAUGAGAAGGACGAUUUGGAGAUUGGUUUGAAGGAGGGACCAUCCCUCCGGCGCGGUAUGCAAUGUUAAUUCUGAGGCAUUGAUGUUCUACAAUGCCUGAUCAAGACAAAAAGGUGAAGAUCACGGAGAAAUCAACAGAUAAAAAACAGCAAGGAAUCGUUGCCAGGGACUAUACAGAUCUUAAAAGACUUCGGUGCCUUUUGAACGUUCAGUCAAGCAAACAACAGCUUCCAGCCAUUAACUUCGAUAGUGCCCAAAAUAGCAUGACAAAGUCUGAGCCCGCCAUCAAGGUGGGUGGAUACAGAGCUCGAGGUCAGUGGCAUGAAUCCACAGAAGCUGUUGAACUUGAAAAUUUUAGUAUAAACUACAAGAAUGAGAGAAAUUUCAGCAAACAUCCACAGCAUAAACUAUUUCAGGAGAUCUUUACAGCCUUGGUGAAAAAUAGACUCAUAUGCAGAGAGUGGGUUAAUCGAGCCCCAUCUAUUCAUUUUCUGAGAGUGUUAAUCUGUCUGAGGCUACUAAUGAGGGAUCCAUGUUACCAGGAAUUGCUCCAUAGCUUGGGUGGGAUUGGAGACCUAGCUCAGUACAUGGAGAUUGUGGCCAAUGAGUACCUUGGCUAUGGAGAAGAGCAGCACAGUGUGGACAAGCUGGUCAACAUGACAUAUAUUUUUCAAAAACUUGCUGCUGUCAAAGACCAAAGAGAAUGGGUCACUACCAGUGGAGCCCACAAGACAUUAGUAAAUUUACUUGGUGCCCGAGAUACAAAUGUUCUGUUGGGUUCCCUUCUGGCUCUGGCUAGUUUAGCAGAAAGUCCAGAAUGUAGGGAGAAGAUAAGUGAACUCAACAUCGUAGAAAAUCUGUUGAUGAUUUUACAUGAAUAUGACUUGCUUUCCAAAAGACUAACUGCAGAGUUGCUGCGCCUACUUUGUGCCGAACCCCAGGUGAAAGAGCAGGUGAAGCUCUAUGAGGGCAUUCCUGUCCUCCUCAGUCUGCUCCACUCUGACCACUUGAAGCUGCUCUGGAGUGUUGUCUGGAUUCUGGUCCAGGUUUGUGAGGACCCUGAGACCAGUGUGGAAAUUCGCAUUUGGGGAGGCAUCAAGCAGCUUCUUCAUAUUUUACGAGGGGACAGAAAUUUUGUUUCUGAUCGUUCUUCCAUUGGAAGCCUGUCUAGUGCAAAUGCUGCGGGGCGAAUCCAGCAGCUUCAAUUAUCAGAUGAUUUAAGCCCUCAGGAAAUACAAGAAAAUACUUUUUCUCUUCAAGCAGCCUGCUGCGCUGCCCUCACUGAACUGGUGCUCAAUGACACCAACGCACACCAGGUGGUUCAGGAAAAUGGUGUAUAUACAAUAGCAAAAUUAAUUUUACCGAAUAAACAAAAGAAUGCAGCAAAAACUAAUCUUUUACAGUGUUAUGCUUUCAGAGCCUUGAGGUUUCUCUUCAGUAUGGAAAGAAACAGACCACUCUUUAAAAGACUUUUCCCCACGGACUUAUUUGAGAUUUUCAUUGACAUAGGACAUUAUGUUCGUGAUAUCAGUGCUUAUGAAGAAUUAGUAUCAAAGCUGAAUUUAUUAGUGGAGGAUGAACUGAAGCAAAUUGCUGAAAACAUUGAAAGCAUUAAUCAGAACAAAGCUCCUUCGAAAUAUAUAGGCAACUAUGCGAUUUUGGAUCAUCUUGGAAGUGGAGCUUUUGGCUGUGUUUACAAGGUUAGAAAGCGAAGCGGUCAAAAUCUUUUAGCAAUGAAAGAAGUCAAUUUGCAUAACCCAGCAUUUGGAAAGGAUAAAAAAGAUCGAGACAGCAGUGUAAAGAAUAUUGUUUCUGAAUUAACAAUAAUUAAAGAGCAGCUUUAUCAUCCCAAUGUUGUACGCUAUUACAAAACAUUUCUGGAAAAUGAUAGACUGUACAUAGUUAUGGAGCUUAUAGAAGGAGCCCCACUUGGAGAGCAUUUCAGUUCUUUGAAGGAAAAACACCACCAUUUUACUGAAGAAAGACUAUGGAAAAUAUUUAUACAGCUGUGUUUAGCUCUUCGAUACUUACACAAAGAGAAGAGGAUUGUCCACAGAGAUCUGACACCAAACAACAUUAUGUUGGGGGAUAAGGACAAAGUAACCGUUACUGACUUUGGCCUGGCAAAGCAAAAACAAGAAAACAGUAAACUCACAUCUGUUGUUGGAACAAUCCUGUAUUCUUGCCCUGAGGUACUGAAGAGUGAGCCCUAUGGGGAGAAGGCUGACGUCUGGGCAGCAGGUUGCAUCCUUUAUCAGAUGGCAACUCUGAAUCCUCCCUUCUAUAGCACCAACAUGCUGUCUUUGGCCACAAAAAUAGUGGAAGCCGUCUAUGAACCAGUGCCAGAAGGUAUCUACUCUGAAAAAGUGACAGACACCAUUGGCAGGUGCCUCACUCCUGAUGCAGAAGCUCGUCCAGAUAUCGUAGAAGUCAGUUCAAUGAUAUCAGAUGUUAUGAUGAAAUAUUUAGAUGACUUAUCUACAUCCCAACUCGCCUUGGAGAAGAAGCUGGAACGGGAACGGAGGCGCACACAAAGGUAUUUCAUGGAAGCCAACCGGAAUGCUGUCACAUGUCAUCACGAGCUGGCUCUGCUAUCUCACGAAACCUUUGAGAAAGCAAGCUUGAGUAGCAGCAGCAGUGGAGCAGCCAGCCUAAAAAGUGAACUUUCAGAAAGUGCGGACCUGCCCCCUGAGGGCUUCCAGGCCCCCUGUGGUAAGGAUGAAGACAGGACCUGUGAUGAAAUCCUGUCUGAUGAUAACUUCAACCUGGAAAAUAUUGAGAAAGAUGUAUAUUCAGAGCUGGAUGAUGAAUUGGACAUUUCGGAUAACUCCAGCAGCUCCAGUUCCAGCCCUCUGAAAGAAUCUACCUUCAGCAUUUUAAAGAGAAGUUUUAGUGCUUCAGGAGGAGAAAGACAAUCCCAAACAAGAGACUUUCCUGGUGGAGUAGGAUCAAGACCAAGACCAGCUUUGCUGCCUCUUGACCUGCUUCUGAAAGUGCCACCCCUCAUGCUCAGGGCCCACGUAAAGGAAGUAGAGACCGAGUUAGUGACAGGGUGGCAGUCCCACAGCCUUCCUGCUGUGAUUCUUCGAAAUCUCAAAGAUCAUGGGCCACAGAUGGGCACAUUCUUGUGGCAAGCAUCUGCAGGAAUUGCUGUGUCCCAGAGGAAAGUACGUCAGAUCAGUGAUCCUAUUCAGCAGAUACUAAUUCAGCUGCACAAAAUCAUCUACAUCACACAGCUUCCUCCAGCUCUGCACCACAAUUUGAAAAGAAGGAUAAUAGAGAGAUUCAAGAAAUCCCUCUUCAGCCAUCAGAGUAACCCUUGUAAUUUGAAAUCUGAAAUUAAAAAGUUAUCUCAGGGAUCUCCAGAACCAAUCGAGCCCAACUUUUUUACAGCAGAUUACCAUUUAUUACAUCACUCAUCAGGUGGAAACAGCCUGUUCCCAAAUGACCUGACAGGUCUACCCACCAGCUUUGAUUUGGAGGAGGGAAUAACAUAUGAACAGAUGCAGACUGUGAUUGAAGAAGUCCUAGAGGAAAGUGGCUAUUACAAUUUUAUAUCUAAAAGGUAUCAUUCCUACCCUUGGGGGACCAAGAAUCACCCAACCAAAAGAUGAAAAUGCUGCGUUUUGAAUGGACUUGGUUUUCCUGUGAAGUUCAAGUUCUAGGCUUCAGCCACUACUGCGAGAUGUCCCAUGAAUGGGUGCUGCUAGAAGGGUUUGGAAGAGAAAAGAUCAAGAUGCCACAGGGCCCACAGAGUCUCCUUCUGGAGGUUCUGUGCUGAAGGAUGUGGCAGCUGCAGGGUUUGGCAGUGCCAUCGCCAGGACACAUUAUAUGUAGGAUGACAGGGCUGUCAAUGUGUUCCUGGAAGAAAAUGCUGCAAAAUUCAUCUGGGGGGCAGGGAGGGUGGAUCCCCACUCUUAUAGACUUAACUCCAAGUUUAAAAGAAAAAAAAACUUCAUAUUUUUCAAAGAAACAUUUUGUACUCAAAAUUGCUGAAACUAGGUUUAAAGGCACCUAGUCUUCCAUGUAUAAAAAAUAGUUUUAGAUAAAGAAAAUGAUAGGAUCCAGAAUUAUAUAUUGGGUGAUUCACUGUAUCCCCUAUUUUUUACCUUUAAAGAAAUUCAAAAUAUGUGAUUGGAUUUUUUUUCAUGAAAGGAUUGGUUCUCCCUUAACCAUUUGGGUGCUAGUGAUCUUGAACUGAUACAGUAAAGACAGUAUUUGUAACCUUGCACAGUCUCUGGAAAUAACUGUCAGAUUACCAGAUUUAAGUUAGACUAAUAGAAUAUAUUGAUGUACAUUGUGUGUAUAUGUACGUAUAUAUGGGAGGAAGGAGAGAGGUUUUGAUUAGACCAUUGCUUUGCUGCUAACCAAACUUGUAGUGUUUUUAGAGCACUUUGAGCAGUUCAUAGAAUCUAUGAAAAAGAUGCAAUAUUCCUCAUCCAAAGUCCCUCCUCACUAAAAUUACCUGCAUUGUUUAUAAGUUUUAAUUGUUUUGGAAUUUGCAAUGAAAAUGCUAUAUAGGAAAAUAUAAAUUCUGUUUUUACUUAUUUAGACAGAUCAAAGAAAGGGAAAUCGGAAUGCCAAAUAAUGUCCCAUCCCUUUGCAGGGAUAAUUUGUGAUGAAAGUUUACUAGAUUCUUACGGGGCUUAACUCCUUCUCUUCAACUGGCUUCUGAUAACUCUGGUGUAAUGUCAAGAAAUGUCCUCAUUGCCAAAUCAGGCACUACUUCUAACUACUUGAAGAACAACUAUUCUACAUAAUUAGCAAUCUGAAAGCUGAAAUUAUGCUUUUUAUUUAUUUCUCACUGAGUUCUGUUAUUUUUAUUUACAUUAGUAUUUUUUUCACAUGAUUGAAUUUAGUUCAAUAUAUUUACAAUGGUUGAAACACAUUAAUUUUCUAUAUACUAUGAACAUCUCUGAGAGUCUAAACUAUUCUUAGAAUUGGUGGUUUAAUAAUUAAGUGAUAUUGAAAUUCCCUUUAAUCAUGCACUAAUGCUUUUGAAGAUUGCCAAUGAACCUUUCUUUCUCUUUAAGCCAAAUUAACAAUCACUGCAUAGACUGUAAUUUAAUAGAUGGAAGUACAGUAAAGAAAAAUUUCAGUUCACUUUUCAAACCAGUUCUUCAUAUAUGUGAAAUUCAUAAGCAAAAUCAAAUGCUACAUAUUGUUUAUUUACCCAGGUGCAAUUUUAUUUCUCUUCCAACUUAAUUUGAACCUGCACCUUCAUUCUUUUUAUCGCUUAAAGUAUGAAAGGGGGAGAUUUCCUCACUCUACCUGAAGCACAGUGCUAGAGGGGCACAAAUUCUAAGUAUGUUAGAAGCCCAUACCCAGAAAUAAACUGAGUUUUAUCAUGGGAGGUUGAACAAACAAAUUUUCUCAAAUGGUAAUAUAUAGUAAACAGAGUUUAAAAAAGAAUAGUAUUCAGAAGUCACACCUUGGUAAGAAAAGAGAAACAGUUUAUAUGAUGGUGUUAAGUGCUUACAGUUGACCUUAUUGACCAGCAAAGAAGCAAAAUAUUUCUAUCUAGCUCUUUUAGGCCAUAGAAAUGGCAUUUACUUAUGCUAGAAGCCAGUAAAAGUUAACAAAAAUAUGCAAACGUGUCUUUUUCAACAGCAACUUUAGACCCAUCAAAUCUUUGCUGAUAUAUGUAUUGUUUUGAUUAAUUAAUGACUAUGCUCUAUUUGAAUUCUUCCUAAAACUACCAAAUCCUUUCUUCCUACAUUUGACCACAUUUCUGAGAGAAAGUUAGGCACUAGCAAGGGCACCAUUUUAUCCAUGGAACAUUGGAGUUAAUUUUUCAAAAGCCCUGGCUUUCCAACUUUCAAACAAGGGGUACCUCCCCACUUAAUAAAACAAGAAUGAUCAUUUUGUUUUCAUUCUCCAAACUAUCUUUAGUACAAAGAAGUUGGUACUUGAGCUUAAUAGGCUUCAUAUCCUAUUCUUGAUUGCACUUAAAAUUUUUUAUUUCUCUUGUAUAAUUUUUCAUGAUUUGUUGUGUGAUGAAAUCCCUGCGAAUUCAUUGAAUUCAUCUAAUAUGCUCAGUGACUGAAUAUUUGUAUGGAAUGGAAUAUAAAUCAAUCUUUUCAGAUCACUUUUGGAACACAAAUGCUUCAGUUAAUUAUGUUUUGAUCCAUGAGCUCUAUCUGAAUAUGUGUGCUUGAAACCUUAAUUUGCAUUUGAAAAGGGAAAUGUUCCAUUCUCAGGGAUGUGACUACAGCAGGAACCAUUCCUUGUUUGUUAUCUUUGUCAACCUUCAAGGAAUAGUAUCAUGGCCAUUUGGGUCCACAGCUUUUGAAUUAAUUUCAGAAACCUAGAGAAAUGCUGCUUAAGUUUAAUAUAAACAGUUAGCGGCAUUAGGCACUCAAAUGUUUUGGCAUUUGGCUUUAGGAUGCCAGACAGAGUCCGUUAUGGCAUUCUAAAACAGAACAUAAUUAAGAAACCGAGUUCUGAAAUUCAGUCAGAUGACAUAAUUGAGUGGAAAGUAAGGUCUUCAUAUAGCUGUCAUCUGUGACUUGUUAAAAACAAAUACAGGACUAGUUGAUUGUGUGCAAUAUUAAUCACCACUCAUUGAAGACAUUGUGAAGGCUAUAAUAUUUGUUAGUCAAGUCUAUCAGUAUUAACAGGCAUAGAGCUCACAUUCUUGUUUUUGAUUUGCUGAAUUGCAAAAUGUGUUUAUUGCUAUUUCCUUUUUUUUGGAAUGGUGAGGAACCAUGCACAGUAAAUAUACUGGGUUCCUUUAGAAAUGGCUUCAGCUUCCGUCGGAAGGUAGGAAAAACUUUUUAAGGCACUUCUGUGUUUGCCUUUUACUUAUUUUAUGGUGGUAUUCAUGAGCACUGAAAAGAACUGGAGAGAGGAACAGAGGAAUCUGGCUGAGAGGCUUUCCAGCACCCUGGAGAUACAGCUCAGAAGGACUCCUAAGCAAGGGAAGUUUAAUGCUUCCAUAUAUUGACAUUGACGCCUUGGGUGAAAUUCUGUCCAAACAUGAAAUUCUACAUGUUCAACAGCUCAGGGUGAUAACAUUAAUUAUUCUUAGGUGAAAAUUGACAUACUUUUGGAUGGAUUAUUUUUUCAAUUGAAAUGAGCUGCUAACAGUAUGCUUACUCUUGGAUGCUGUUUUUUUUCUUACUGAUAGACACAAAUGUCUCAGGGAAAUGACUUUGUGAUAAAGGAAUUCUUAUGUGUGUCAUUACAGUAAAUUGCUUAUUGUAAAUAUGACUGUUAUGGUUGAUUAUAGUCCUGCUAUGAUGUUGUUUUGAAAUUUGCAAGAGGGACAAAAAAGCUUUUAUGAUUUUGAUGGAGUGAGUGAUGAAUAUUGCCAAUUUACAUGUUCUCUGAAUCCAUGGGCAAUAGUUGUUUGUAAAAAUGAAGAUUACUUGUCCAUGCAAAGCUGGGGAAGCAAAAAGAAACAAGAAAAAGAAAGAAAAGACAAAAAAAAAAAAAUCACAUACCUGAAAGUCACAGCUGCAUUCUUGAUGUGAAGAAUGUGAGAUGUUUUUACUACAUAUUUGCAGCAAUUGAUCAAUAAUAUGAAAAUUUAAAAAUACAGUUCAUUGCUUUAUCCUAAAAGUAAAUGAACUCUAUUCUUAAUUGAAAAUGGAAUGUCUUUUUCCCUAAAUGUGAGAAGCUGCCUUUUUGUACUGUGAAGUUUUGCACUAUACCCAGCUGCUGUAUUUAGAGAUAACAGAAGUGUGUUAUGGCAAACAUGUGACUAUUCAAAUUCUGUCAUUUGAGAGUAGCUUAACUUUGUAUCUUCAGAACCAGGAUAGAUUUUAUGGAGAAUUAUCUCUGUCAUUUUGAGUCCAGAAGAAUGCUUAGAAUUAAUAUGGUGAGGUCACAAAUGAAAAAUUAGCUGCAGUUUUUGCAAACAUAUAAUGAACUGGUCUCAUAAAAUAAGGAGAGAGGUUUGUGCCAGAAAUAACAAACCAAGAACAAAUGGUGUCAGGCCUGAACACCUUAACUCAGACUGUGAAGGUGACAUAAAAUGACAUUCUUAAACAUGAUUUAGUUCUACAUUUCAAGUGCCAUUUGAGUCAGGAUUCUGAAAACAACGUAAAACUGUAAAUGGCUAUUAAAUUUUAGCUAAAACCUUUGUGCUCCGUGUUCUUUGUGUUUACCUCAAGUUUUAGUGAGUUUGGGGGGAAGUGGAGCUGGUUUAGGGAUACCUCACAUCACCAAGGAACACAUGAAAUAUUUGUAUAAACCUAAUUUUACUUUGAGGGUGGUGACUAAAUACAGGUACUUAGAAGGGAAAUCCUGAGUUGUUAAAAAUGAAAGAUCUUUCAAGGAGGUUGGACAAUCCCCAAAUAAAAAUUGCUCUGAGAGGGGGGAGAGCAAGAGGAAGGCAAGUGGUUCCCCAGGGCCUGGGUUGUCCGACAGGCCCUUCUAUGGGUGGUGAGCAACUAGCAAGCCGUAGCUCCGGAAACUUCAGUGACCACUGUGGCUGAGUCUCCUGGAAGCGGCUGACCAGAUCUUCCCCCAGCAUGCAGUUAUUGUUGGGCUGUUGGCUGGGCACUGUCACCAGCAAGUUGACCACCCAGAUCAUUAGCAGAAGAUCUCAAACACUUCCCUGUAACCUAUUGGUGGAAUCUGUGGGACAAGACCCUUAGGAGGCAUUCCAAAGACAUUAGACUCCCCAAAGAAGUAGUUUUUUUCUGCCAGUACAUGAGUGUGAGGCCAUGUUUUCUUUUCCAUCUUUUUUUCCAUGGCCUUGGGCCCAUUUCAUCUGACAAUGAAAACUCUACAAGAAAUAUACGUGGAACAUAAGUGAAUAAAUGCAAACUUGAGAAUCUUAGUAUUAGCUGGAUUAGAAAACGAACAUUGCAAAGUAUUUUAGUUUUUUUGCCAGUAAAUCAGGCUGUGGAAAUAUUGCAUCAUUUUAUUCUUGUGAACUGAGAAACAAAAAUGACAUAAAAGGAAAUCUUUUGAGUGCAUUUUGCUUACAUUUAGGAGAUCAAAACUGAAUUAUAGUGUUUCCUGUAUUCCUUUGUGCCCAGUGAUAAGUUUGUGAGGAUCAAAAAGAACAGAACUAUCUUCAGAAAGGAAGAGAAUUCCCUAAUCUUAUGUUGCCCAGAGCUUCUAUUUUCUGGACAGCCCAGGAUCCAAAACAAGAGCCUGGGCCUAGAGAAUAAAAAAAAAAUGCCCUCAAUAAGCUUUUUUCCAUAUAGUCGCAAAUACAGUAUCUUUUUUGGUUCCUGCACCUCCCACCCAGGUCUCUCCCUUGUUCUGCAGUGUCGCCCAUACCCAUUUACUCAAGGAACAAACUGUUAAAAAAAAAUUCCUGCCUGGAGCUGUGUUUUAUUAGAAGGAAUGUUUCAUGGUUCUGUAAUGGCGUGUGAUAUGGAAGCCACGGGGAAGUCACUCUCUGCACAUGAUGUCUGCCCUUUGACACCUCGGGAACACUUCCUGCAUGAGCACUCCUGGACUAUGAGAGGACCGUGAAGUGGGAGGCCCCAAAGAGAAGAUAAAGAAAUGCCUCGCUAAGAGAUUUAUAUAAAAGACCCAAGCAGAUUUUUGUGUUUGCUGUUGAUUGACUAUGCUCUGUAAAAUGCUAAAGAGAAUUAAAGUAUUUUCAAUUUUAUUGGGAAAUAAUUUCUUUUUUGUCAAGAAUUUACAGCAAAUGAACAUCUCUUUUCUCUCACCAGAGUCCCCUAUUUCUCUCUUAUGCUUUUA
Messenger RNA from Nycticebus coucang (slow loris), 9816 nucleotides. It is a transcript of the gene NEK10, whose product is annotated as NIMA related kinase 10. The record is from RefSeq and is a predicted model, not a curated record. Gene Ontology annotation, molecular function: protein serine/threonine kinase activity; ATP binding. The transcript has 38 exons. NCBI's taxonomy places the organism in Eukaryota, Metazoa, Chordata, Mammalia, Primates, Lorisidae. Gene Ontology annotation, biological process: protein phosphorylation. The coding region runs from base 243 to 3764 and encodes 1173 amino acids.